Closterium sp. NIES-67 is the source of this 799-nucleotide messenger RNA. The record is from the annotation of a GenBank genome assembly. NCBI's taxonomy places the organism in Eukaryota, Viridiplantae, Streptophyta, Zygnematophyceae, Desmidiales, Closteriaceae.
ACGUGAUUCAAAUUGUGAACGGUAGCUGAGAUUAAGAGCUACAACAUAUCUAAGUUUCGCGACAUUCCAACAGCUAGUUUUUUGUCAACGUCGUUUCUUGUGAAGACGACUUUUCUGUCCAGAAUUUCGGAUUUAUAUUUUGAGUAAUUAUAGCUCCUAAGUUCACCUAGACUCCGUCUUUAAUCCUAUCAACCUCCUCUUCCAUUCCUCCCAUGUUGUUGUACGCAUCUAGGUUCUACUGGUCAGUGAGGAUACGGGAUAUUAUGCCUCCUUCGGCAGUGCUCCAUGUAGUGGUGGCACCAGUCUGGUCCAAGACUAUAUGAUACGACAGUGACAAACAUGUCAUCAUGGAAGUUUCAUCCACUCUUCUUGAAUUCAUUUUGGGUAUUUCUGUAUCGGUUGAUGUAGGGACCAGCCUCUUCUCUUGGCAUCAUGCGUAUGGCUAUGAGUUGGUUGAGAAAGCGGCUCAACAUAACUAUAUCCCUCUCUUGGUGCAUUGUUUUGCAGGUGCUCCCAUGCGAUUUGUGUCGCAGCUUGCAUGUUUUCUUAAUGAAUGGAUGCCGAAUUUCUCUGUGGCUGAGACGUGCUUGAUGAGGACUGAGUACGUGAGCAGGGACAUGUUGUAGAACCACGGAUUCUCCUCAGGUGAGCCGUUGACGGGGAAGGCAACUUCAGGUCCCAAAUAGCAAUCCUCACUGUUUCAUUUCGUUAACUGUUUUUGUCAAAAUUCCUUGGGUUUAUGAGGUUACAAGCCCAGACCCCUAGUAUCAAUUGUUAUGAAUCAAAUUGAGCAUUGAAA